GGCGGAGUCGGGAGAGACUGGUCCACCACCAGGCCUAGAAAUCUCAGAUCCAGUCCGGGCGGGGCAAAUCUGGAAGUGACUGCGCUCAGCUUUGCAUAGCAAUGCCCAGCUUUGCAUAAUAAGUGAAGGCAAGUAUUUAAAGGCGCCGUCGCCAACACGCCUAGUAGUUAGGCCCGUGCAGACCUAGCGCUUACGAGGAUGAGUCUCCAGUUACAGGCUCCACUCCUGCUCGUCUUGGGCUGGCUUCUCGCCAGCUCUGCGGCCCCUAGGCGUGCCCACCUGAAACAGUUCAGUAGCUUUUCCUGGGAUAACUGUGAUGAGAGGAAGGACCCUGCCGUGAUCAAAAGCCUGACUCUGGAACCCGACCCCAUUGCCUUUCCUGGGAACUUGACUGUCAGCGCUGAGGUGCAGACCAAAGUCCUCCUCGCUAGUCCUCAGAAGGUGGAAUUAACUGUGGUUAAAGAAGUGGCUGGCCUCUGGGUCAAAGUCCCGUGUGUGGAUCAGCUUGGCAGCUGCACCUAUGAAGAUGUCUGCCAAGUAAUUGACAGUUUAAUUCCCCCUGGACAGCCCUGCCCAGAGCCCCUGCACACCUAUGGGCUUCCCUGUCACUGUCCCUUCAAAGCGGGCAUCUACUCGCUGCCGGAGAGUGAUUUCACCCUGCCCCAGCUGGAGGUGCCUGGCUGGCUCAGCUCUGGGAAAUACCGCAUCAAGGGGGUCCUCAGCAGCGGCGGGAAGCGUCUGGGCUGUGUCAAGAUCUCUGCCUCUCUGAAGGGCAAAUAAGGUGGCACCAGCCCCACAACAGAAGGAAGGGGGAUGAGGAAGAUAGCCCCCUUCUUCUCCUGCUUUUGCCAAGGUCCAGUCCUGACUCUCUGUCCCCCUUCAAGCCCAUUUCUGCAAUGAUGCCACCACCCUUGCUGAAAUCAUUUUGUGCCAACGACAUUUUAGACAUGGCCAGGAAGCCCCAACUUAGGGAAGAGCUGGGCGUUCUUGAUUGCCCAUGACACCUGCCCGGCUGGCUGCUUCAUUUUCCUCCUCAACCCGAUGGCUUCCUAAGAGCUUAACUCAGUUUCUAAGCAGCCAAGGAAUGGGACCAAUAUAUUUUGUGACCUCAAGCUCUGACUGACCCAAUCCUGGUUUCCUGAAGUAACUUCAUGAUUUUCUUAAAAAAAAAAAAAAAUUUUUUUUUGUCAGUGAUUCCAAAGCAGAAUGAGAGUACUAAGAGUUGUUUUAUUUCAGUCCCCUCUUACAACGAAGGGGCCACAGUAGCUCAUCUUGGGCUGUUUCUCCAUUAACUCCAAUGAUUAAUUCAGUAUUCCUUUUUAGAUUGGCUCAGGGAACAGUGGGACGCUUAGCGUAUCCUGGAGAGGCAGGGCAUGUGGUGGAGGGCUGCACUGGGAGAGGUAUUUAAGAAUGCUCCUGUGUGUUUAAGAUAGUUUACAAACUCAAGUGCCUACAGGGCCAAGCACAGGCGACCAGGACCACCGGGAACAUAUUGCUUCCAGGUGUGUCUUCUUUUUUUCCUUUUUUAUUGCAGCACAUAUGCAUUGUUAUAAGGCAGCUGAUGUCCAGUCUUGAGCUUGGGAUAUUUUCAGGGAUGAUGGGACCUGGGAGGAGUCAGGAAGACUACAUUCAACCCUUAGGGGUGUCUGCUAUGGAACUAUGGCCACUUGGUGUCAUAGGAGAAUGUCGUGGGCUCAGUAUUGCCAAAUAUUCUCAAUUUUUCUCACCCUGGCAAUGCCCAGAAAUCCAGACUUUUCUAUGAAACCUUAUAGUUUUUAAAUAUUGGCAACUGAUGAUAUUUUAAAACACUGUGCAGGCCCAAAGGGCCAAACAGACUUGUCAGUGGGGAAAUAUGGCCCCAGAUGGCCAGUGUGGGACCUCUGACGUACGAACGUGCAUUCCCUGCCCUUUCAGUCUUGAGACCGCACCUCCUGUGCCAUCUCUCCCUCCAUACAGCCAAACCUAUAGUGUCAGACCCAUGGAGCAGGCUCUUCUAGCCCUAGGGGAGGGGGAUGCUGCCUUUCUGAGCUGUGAGCCCCGGGGAUCAUGAGGUGCGGCCCCGGAGCGCUGUCAGGGUGGCUGGGGCAAACGCUGAAAGAGCUAGAACCCACCAGCAGCUGCUCUGUGGAGCAAGGAUUCCGCAAAGAAGGGUGGACUCACACUGAGUGCCUGGAUUUGUCCAUCAUCCCGUCCUCCAUGACAACUUACUAACCCACGGAUCACCCCCAGCUUCUGGACUCAUGUGAAGCCUGGAAUAGCAAUAAAUAUUUUUAACUUGCUGACAAUUC
Suricata suricatta (meerkat) is the source of this 2288-nucleotide messenger RNA. RefSeq names its product GM2 ganglioside activator (gene GM2A). Gene Ontology annotation, cellular component: cytoplasmic side of plasma membrane. Gene Ontology annotation, molecular function: lipid carrier activity; enzyme activator activity. Bases 199 to 780 code for a protein of 193 amino acids. Gene Ontology annotation, biological process: ganglioside catabolic process; lipid transport. The record is from RefSeq and is a predicted model, not a curated record. NCBI's taxonomy places the organism in Eukaryota, Metazoa, Chordata, Mammalia, Carnivora, Herpestidae. The transcript has 4 exons.